GGUGCGUAGACCAUUCGCGUGUUUUUUAUGAUAUGCGUGUGUGUGCUUGUGAGAUGGUUAGACCUAUCCAAACUAUCGCACACACAUGCACAUCGAUUCUCGAGAUUGGGUUUGGAUAGGACCUUCCCGGAUGGGGUGUUUGUGCUGGACCCGUUUUGUAUCAUGACUGAACUGUUGGCCAUUCCGAUUCUCUUGCCGGUGUGGUUCUUUCUUUCUUUCUUUCUCGGCGUGUGCGUGCACAGUAUCGUAUCGUAUCGUAUCGUAUCGUAUCGUGGACCACGCGGGCAGAAGGGUUAGCUCAUCGCGAUAACCGGGGGUUAAGCUAUAUUCCUGGCCGAAAUGGGCUCUUGGGCAGAUCGUGAGUUGUAGCCUUCUGGUCGGGAUGGGGAUGCCAGCUAUUAUCGUGUUCGAGUAUAGAGUACUCGAGUAUAAUAUGAUAUAGUAUUUGCGCCAUAGGAGAGGAGGUUCGGAUAUACGCUAGGCAUCUGCGAGAAAAACGGACCCUAUUAUACGGGCUUAGAUAAUUUAAUUCCACCUCGGUACAAUACAAUGGACUUGUUUUACGGGUACGAUACCAAAAGUACAGUUCAACGAGCGGGGUCCGAAAUAAAAUAACCUCCCCCCCCAAGUGUUCAACUCGAGACUCAUUAUCAUACAUCUCGAGUACUCUAAAUAGUCCCUGCAGCAGGGGGAAGUUGGUGAAAUGAUUUGUUUUCAUCAUACGCCGGAACGUCGAAUCCGGUCUAUAAUUCGGUACGAGUGCAGUACUCGAACUACUAGAUUUUUGAUUUUUUUUUUUCAACUGUGGCACAACCACCUCCCACAUUCAGUCACUAUCUAUAAUACCCUCCGCACCCACAGAUUUUCGAUUAUUAAUAUUAUUAUUAUUUCUGUCAGGAGUGUGGGGGGGAGGGGAUUUUCACGCAGUCCCAGAGUUUCGAACCGGUCCAACCAAUGCUGUCAUUCCUGUAACCACAAUGGGGAUUGUGGGGAUGGAAGAGCAACGGUUUAUAAUGCGCGGGUAGAGAGGGAGGAGAAGAAAAAAAGGAAAAAACAAAAAUACGGAGCUCUCUGGGUGAGUGAGUGGGUGGGGUUUUUUUUGUUUCGGGCGAAGUUCUGGGCGAACGUGUUAGGGGGUAUACAUCAUAGUUUCCGAUUGCAAGAAAGAAAGAAAGAAAACGUGGCGAGGCCCGGCGUGAGGAGGAGGAGGCCAUUUCACUAGUAUAUAUCAUGCUUUUCGCGGGAGGGAGGUUGUCGUAUUGUACUUGUAUUAUAUCUGACCCCGGUAAGUUAGCGGUACUGUAGGGCCUGGCGGGCAGAGCAUUGUAUGUACGAUAUGAUAACUCUGCGGGCGGUUGGUUUCGACACCAUAGGAUGGUUUAAAUUAGCCAACAUCCCCCCCCCCCCUCCCUUUCCUAUCCUAACAACCAAGUUGCAAUGACAUUAUAAUUCUGGGCCAUAGAAUAGCGCGUCACGGACUCUCACUCGAUGCCCGUUCUUGGUCACUUUUGAAUUGCGAAAAGCGGAUUUGGACGCGCAGUGUGGUGGUUCGUCCACCGCUGUGCUCAAAACACCAGAGUAUGCAACCUUAAUGGACGCAGAUUACUAUUAUUUUGAGGAACCGGGGGUGUAUUUAUAUCGGGGCUCAUUUCCAACCCCGGGCGGGUUUUUCUGUCACCAUCUUAUUAUACUUCUACACUCAUCCUGUAACUUGCGCUCUCCAUUUCUCCGUCUUCUCCUUCCACUUCCACACUCGAUAAACUGCCCACGGACCAAAAAUGCCAUCACUUUCCUCAGAAGAUGUACAGGGGGGACCCCGCGAAUACGUUCGGCUAUGUGAGAAGAGUCAGGCGGAAGAGGGAGAAGGAAAUAAAGUAUCCCUUGGUGAAUCUCCAAUCGAGCUGGAAUCUCAUGGGUUCGCGCGAACUUGUGAACACCCUUCUGCUUCUAGGAGGGGUACUUCACGCCGCUGUUCAGACCGCGAAGCUGGGGAUGGGCUAUUAGGUAAUGGUGCGGAUAUAGACAUGGGGAAACAAUCCAGUCUUGAACCCCGCCAAGAUGGGGAUUACAGCAGCCAUGACACCCUCGCAUGCCUGCCGAGUACUCUUGCCGCCAGGGAAAGCACCGCGAGUGGACAUGGAGAUGCCGAUACACUAGUUCUUCAAUUCCGAGUGCGGAUUAAGCAUGGUGAGUCAUAAAACCCGAUUCAGUGGUGACCGGGGACGAUAGUAACAGCAAAUGUAGGUGCCGAGGCUGAGUGCGAGGUCAAGUCCUGGAGAUACAAUGGUGCACGCUCGGGUUCUGGCUCUAUAGGUGAGCUCAGUGAUGCUUGUGCGGUUUCGAUCACAUCGUACGAAGGACCUAUGUCCGAUGGCGAUGACGAUGAUGUAGAGGAGGAUAUUGUGAUCAGAGUAUCUCGCCACCGCCGUGGGCUGCAUGAUUCUGGGGGGCACAGUGAGGGGUUGGAUAGGGGGAAUGGUCAAGUUACUGUCGAGUACUUUGUUCAUCCUUCUAGAGGCGGCGAGGGCUAUGCCGGACCCAUCGGUGAUCUUCCUACUACGGUUUCCAGGGCUCGUAGCGUUUCGCCCGGUGAGAAGCAGGUCCUGCAUAGGGAUAGAGAGGCCGGGUUGUAUCAGCGAAAGUGUGUUUUCUGUAUGGCUGGGUUGGAGGAUAGCGGCUGUGUAAUCCUCAGUGAGUCUGAUCGGGCAAUUGCUAAUUAGUGUUUGGCCUGUGUGUGUGCUGUACUGUACACAAGUGGUGUCCUACUGUAGCAAGUUAGCAUUGGGUUUAUAUAUGUUGCUCCAAACUGUUUUUUAUUUAUUUAUUCUGUCAGAAUUAUCAUACCGGGACCGGCACGCUAGGAAGGUUUUCCCUACCGGCAUAUCUCACUUAUGACACGGUAAUGGCAUUUCAUUAUCCUACCAACCUAGAUAUUUUGGCAGGGCGCCAUAACGGCAAUCCUUUCACACCACGGAUAUAAAUUUACCAUUGCGUCCGAGUGCUGGAGUAUGAUACGAUCCAUUAGAAUCUACCGGUGUAUUACAAGGCGGUUCUCAAAACAGCCGGACCAGUUGGAACGGAAAAACUUUAAAGAGGGUAAGGGCAAAGACCCUAAAAAUCAUAGUCACUAAUUUCACAAGAGUAAAAUAUUCUUUAGGACUAGGAUGAGGGUAAGAUAGGACGGAAUUUAAGAAAAUAAAGAACCAUUGAAAACAUUAUGAAAUAAAAGGGAUUCAAGAAUAUGGUAGAAAUUUAAAAAAAAAAUUAUUUUCAAGAUUGUAUAUUAUAUAAUAGCUACAGAAAUCUAUCAGAACACUUUAACUGUGGCAAGGUUCGUGCUAAUUGUGUAACUGCAAGCAAUUGCAAAUCUUGCAGCAUAUUUACAACAUGUUUAAUCAUUUAAUACCAGGUUCAGGACAACAUCAGAUUUGAAAACACUACUGCUCCCAGUCCUGUAUCUAUACCAAAAUCAUCCCAUUCUAUUUCCUACAACCUAUAACUUAUUUGCUCUAGUCUCUCAAUAUUGUAGUAUUUCAACUACUUAAU
Tuber aestivum (summer truffle) is the source of this 3546-nucleotide messenger RNA. The record is from the annotation of a GenBank genome assembly. NCBI's taxonomy places the organism in Eukaryota, Fungi, Ascomycota, Pezizomycetes, Pezizales, Tuberaceae.